AUGGGUUCCAAGAUGAUGGCCAGAGCUGCAAUUUUCCUUUAUCUGCUCUCCCUAGCGGCUGCCAUGAGAACUGGAGGUGUUUCCAUGAUAGGUCAAGCCGAAAUCGACGUGAGAAAAUUUGGAGCGAAAGCCGACGGAAGAUCCGACGAUAGCCAGAUUAUUGUGAAUGCCUGGAAUAAGGCAUGCACGUCUCCAAGCCCUAGCACGGUUGUGAUAUCCAAAGGGAGUUACCUGGCGGGCCCGCUGAAAUUCCAAGGGCCAUGCAAGGCGGACGUCAACCUGAAGGUCGAAGGGGCCGUCAAAGCACCGGCGGACUUGAACAAGUUCAAGUCGCAAGGCUCCUGGGUCCUGUUCCAGAACAUCGAAGGCUUGACCCUUUCCGGCGGCGGGUCGUUUGAUGGCCAAGGUGCGGCCGCCUGGAAAGAGAACAACUGCGCUCAGACCGGCAAAUGCAAUUCCCUCCCCACGAAUCUGCAGUUCACCUCGAUCAACAACUCGCACGUCCAAGACAUCACCUCCCUCAACAGCAAGCUGUUCCACGUGGAGCUCCUGAACUGUAAUAACGUGACGCUCCAGCACGUCACCAUCGACGCGCCGGAAGACAGCCUUAACACCGACGGGAUCCACGUGGGCCGCUCCACGGGGGUCAACAUCAUUGGUGCCGACAUCAGGACUGGCGAUGACUGUGUCUCGCUCGGUGACGGAAGCCAGCAGGUGCACAUCGAGGGCGUGACGUGCGGGCCUGGCCAUGGCAUCAGCGUCGGGAGCCUCGGCAAGUACCACGAUGAGCAGCCUGUGGUCGGCGUGACCGUGCGCAACUGCACCCUCACCAACACGAUGAACGGGAUCCGCGUCAAGACGUGGCCUAACUCCCCGAGCGGCGUAGCCAGCGGCAUGCACUUCGAGGACAUCACGGUGAAUAACGUGUCCACGCCUAUUCUCAUCGAUCAAAACUACUGCCCGUAUAACAAUUGCCAGCAGAAGAUUCCUUCAAAGGUCAAGAUCUCAGAUGUGAGCUUUAGGAACAUCCGAGGAACGUCUGCAACACCACUUGCUGUGAAGCUUGUGUGCAGCAGAGGAGUCCCUUGCCAGAAAGUGGAGCUUGCUGAUAUUAACCUGAGGUAUAAUGGGAGAAACGGGACUGCCACAUCGCAGUGCGAGAACGUGAAGCCUACGAUCGCCGGGAAAUUGUCUCUGCCCAUUUGCGCGGGGCCACGAAGUUGA
Eucalyptus grandis is the source of this 1224-nucleotide messenger RNA. Its product is annotated as exopolygalacturonase. Gene Ontology annotation, biological process: carbohydrate metabolic process. The record is from RefSeq and is a predicted model, not a curated record. Gene Ontology annotation, molecular function: polygalacturonase activity. Lineage: Eukaryota; Viridiplantae; Streptophyta; Magnoliopsida; Myrtales; Myrtaceae. The coding region runs from base 1 to 1224 and encodes 407 amino acids. The transcript is spliced from 4 exons.